Myotis davidii is the source of this 3452-nucleotide messenger RNA. It is a transcript of the gene MYO1B, whose product is annotated as myosin IB. Gene Ontology annotation, biological process: vesicle transport along actin filament; actin filament organization. The transcript has 32 exons. The annotation marks the transcript as partial. Gene Ontology annotation, molecular function: ATP binding; actin filament binding; microfilament motor activity. The record is from RefSeq and is a predicted model, not a curated record. Gene Ontology annotation, cellular component: brush border; microvillus; plasma membrane. NCBI's taxonomy places the organism in Eukaryota, Metazoa, Chordata, Mammalia, Chiroptera, Vespertilionidae.
GGUCUGCUAAGGCGUGUGACCGUGGUCCUAAGGACCCUGGAGAGCUGGGAACCAUGGCCAAGAUGGAGGUGAAGACGUCCCUGCUGGACAACAUGAUCGGGGUCGGCGACAUGGUGCUCUUGGAGCCCCUCACGGAGGAGACCUUCAUCAACAACCUCAAGAAGCGCUUUGACCACAACGAAAUCUACACAUACAUUGGGAGUGUGGUCAUCUCCGUUAACCCGUACCGGUCACUGCCUAUCUAUUCACCGGAGAAAGUGGAAGAUUACAGGAACAGAAACUUCUAUGAGCUCAGCCCUCACAUCUUUGCCCUGUCGGACGAAGCCUACCGGUCCCUGCGAGAUCAAGACAAGGACCAGUGCAUCCUCAUCACCGGGGAGAGCGGGGCCGGGAAGACAGAGGCCAGCAAACUUGUCAUGUCCUACGUGGCGGCCGUGUGUGGGAAAGGGGCGGAAGUCAACCAAGUCAAGGAGCAGCUUUUACAGUCCAACCCGGUGCUGGAAGCUUUUGGAAAUGCCAAGACGGUCAGGAAUGACAACUCCUCGCGAUUUGGCAAAUAUAUGGAUAUUGAAUUCGACUUUAAAGGCGACCCCCUGGGAGGAGUGAUUAGUAACUACCUUCUGGAGAAGUCGCGUGUGGUGAAGCAGCCGCGGGGCGAGAGGAACUUCCACGUCUUCUACCAGCUGCUCUCCGGCGCCUCCGAGGAGCUCCUGGAGAAACUGAAACUCGAGCGGGAUUUCAGCCGAUACAACUACUUGAGCCUGGACUCCGCCAGAGUUAAUGGCGUGGAUGAUGCGGCCAACUUCAGAACCGUUAGGAAUGCCAUGCAGAUCGUGGGCUUCAUGGACCAUGAGGCCGAGGCCGUCCUGGAGGUGGUGGCCGCGGUGCUGAAACUGGGCAACAUCGAGUUCAAGCCCGAGUCGCGAGUGAACGGCUUAGACGAAAGCAAAAUCAAGGAUAAGAACGAGCUGAAGGAGAUCUGCGAGCUGACGGCCAUCGACCAGUCGGUCCUGGAGCGCGCCUUCAGCUUCCGCACGGUGGAGGCCAAGCAGGAGAAGGUGUCCACCACGCUGAACGUGGCGCAGGCGUAUUAUGCCCGGGACGCUCUGGCCAAAAACCUCUACAGCAGGCUGUUCUCGUGGCUGGUGAAUCGCAUCAACGAGAGCAUCAAGGCACAGACCAAAGUGAGGAAGAAGGUCAUGGGCGUUUUGGAUAUUUACGGCUUUGAAAUUUUUGAGGAUGCAGACAACAGCUUUGAGCAGUUCAUCAUCAAUUAUUGUAAUGAGAAGCUGCAGCAAAUCUUCAUCGAACUCACUCUUAAAGAAGAGCAGGAGGAGUACAUACGGGAGGACAUAGAAUGGACUCACAUCGACUACUUCAACAACGCCAUCAUCUGUGACCUGAUAGAAAAUAACACGAACGGGAUCCUGGCCAUGCUGGACGAGGAGUGCCUGCGGCCCGGCACCGUCACGGACGACACCUUCCUGGAGAAGCUGAACCAGGUGUGCGCCACCCACCAGCACUUCGAGAGCAGGAUGAGCCGGUGCUCGCGCUUCCUCAACGACACCACCCUGCCGCACAGCUGCUUCCGCAUCCAGCACUACGCCGGCAAGGUGCUGUACCAGGUGGAAGGAUUUGUGGACAAAAACAAUGACCUCCUCUACCGAGACCUGUCCCAGGCCAUGUGGAAGGCCGGCCACACCCUCAUCAAGGCCCUGUUCCCCGAGGGGAACCCCGCCAAGAUCAACCUGAAGAGGCCCCCGACAGCCGGCUCGCAGUUCAAGGCGUCCGUGGCCACGCUGAUGAGAAACCUGCAGACCAAGAACCCCAACUACAUCCGGUGCAUCAAACCCAAUGACAAGAAAGCAGCCCACAUCUUCAGCGAGGCCCUGGUGUGCCACCAGAUCCGCUACCUGGGCCUCCUGGAGAACGUGCGCGUGCGCAGGGCCGGCUACGCCUUCAGGCAGGCCUACGAGCCGUGCCUGGAGCGGUACAAGAUGCUGUGCAAGCAGACGUGGCCUCACUGGAGGGGGCCGGCCAGGGCUGGUGUGGAGGUCCUGUUUAAUGAAUUGGAGAUUCCUGUGGAAGAAUAUUCCUUCGGUCGAUCGAAGAUAUUCAUCCGGAACCCGAGAACGCUCUUCAAGCUGGAGGACCUGCGGAAGCAGCGGCUGGAGGACCUGGCCACGCUCAUCCAGAAGAUUUGCACCAAGAGCGACAUACUCUUCCCCGUCGUAAUACUAAUAAAUAAUACAAUAAACAACACGGGAAGGCGCCGUCCCGUGCACGCAGGACUGCACCCCUGCUUCUGCCCGCCCCGUGUGAGCUCACCUCUCCCCUUCCUCCCGCAGCAACGGAAGCGGUACCAGCAGACAAAGCGCUCGGCUCUGGUGAUCCAGUCUUACAUCCGGGGCUGGAAGGCCCGAAAGAUCCUGCGGGAGCUGAAGCACCAGAAGCGCUGCGAGGAGGCCGCCACCACCAUCGCGGCGUACUGGCACGGGACGCAGGCGCGGCGGGAGCUGAGCCGGCUGAAGGAGGAGGCUAGGAAUAAACACGCUAUUGCAGUGAUUUGGGCUUUCUGGCUUGGAUCGAAGGCUCGGAGGGAGUUGAAACGCUUGAAGGAGGAGGCUAGGCGCAGGCAUGCGGUCGCUGUCAUUUGGGCUUACUGGCUUGGACUGAAGGUGCGCCGGGAGUACAGGAAGUUCUUCAGAGCCAACGCCGGGAAGAAAAUCUACGAGUUCACGAUUCAGAGAAUUGUGCAAAAAUACUUCCUGGAAAUGAAAAGCAAGAUGCCCUCCUUGUCGCCGAUAGACAAGAACUGGCCGCCAAGGCCCUACCUGUUCCUGGAUUCCACGCACAAGGAGCUGAGGAGGAUCUUCCACCUGUGGCGGUGUAAAAAGUACAGGGACCAGUUCACAGACCAGCAGAAGCUCAUCUACGAGGAGAAGCUAGAAGCCAGUGAACUCUUCAAAGACAAGAAGGCUUUGUACCCGUCGAGUGUUGGCCAGCCAUUCCAAGGCGCUUACCUGGAGAUCAACAAGAACCCCAAGUACAAGAAACUCAAAGACGCCAUUGAGGAAAAGAUCAUCAUCGCGGAGGUUGUCAACAAAAUCAACCGUGCGAACGGGAAGAGCACCUCCCGGAUUUUCCUCUUAACAAACAACAACCUCCUCCUUGCGGAUCAGAAGUCUGGCCAGAUCAAGUCGGAGGUCCCCCUGGUGGAUGUGACCAAAGUGUCCAUGAGCUCGCAGAACGAUGGCUUCUUCGCCAUCCACCUCAAGGCGGGCUCGGAGGCGGCCAGCAAAGGGGACUUCCUCUUCAGCAGCGACCACCUGAUCGAGAUGGCCACCAAGCUGUACCGGACGACGCUCAGCCAGACGCGGCAGAAGCUCAACAUCGAGAUUUCCGAUGAGUUCCUGGUGCAGUUCCGGCAGGACAAGGUGUGCGUGAAGUUC